CUUCCUUUUGAACACUGGAAUCGGUCUCCAGUCUUCACCAUCCACACCCUUCAGCCAUCUCGUACUCUCUGUGUCUUUCUCUGUCUUUUUCUUCCUUCUAUAAAAACUGUUCUCUUCACACAUCUCUUCAACCAUGGCUGACCCUAACUCUAAUUUCUUCAGUGGUUUCAUCAAUUUCAAUAACCCUCUUCAUCAUCCCCACAACCAGCAGCCACCUCCAUCACCGCCCUAUACUCAUAACUUGUACACUAAUUUUAACCAAAACCAUAUUCCUUAUUUUCAAUAUCAAUCUCCUCCUCCGUCUCCUCCACUCAGAGAAGCCCUACCUCUUUUGAGCUUGACCCCAACAAGGCAUGAAAAAGAAGAGGAAGACGAGGAGGAGGAAGAUGAUGAUCUUCGUCUUCAUCAUCAUAAUCGUCAUGAACAUUCUUGCACUGCUAUGGAUUUGGACAGAAACAAAGGAAAAUUGGACGACGGUUUGUUUUUCAGUAGUUCUAGUACUACUGCUACAGCUCAAAAUCUUGAAGAUGAAACUAUGACUGUUGCACUAAACAUAGGUUUACCAAGACCUAGCGCUGCCGAAAUAGCUUCUGUUUUAUCUUCUUCCUCGGAGAUCACUGAUAAAGAUGGAGAUGGUGAAGAUUCUGGGUACCCUAUCAACAGACUCAACAAGGGUCAGUAUUGGAUCCCUACUCCUUCUCAGAUUCUUAUUGGCCCUACUCAGUUUUCUUGCCCUGUUUGCUGCAAGACUUUCAACCGAUACAAUAACAUGCAGAUGCAUAUGUGGGGGCAUGGAUCACAAUACAGGAAAGGCCCUGAAUCUCUGAGGGGAACUCAACCAACGGGUAUGCUUAGGCUUCCUUGCUAUUGUUGUGCACCAGGGUGCAGGAACAACAUCGAUCAUCCAAGAGCGAAGCCUCUUAAAGAUUUUAGAACUCUGCAAACACAUUACAAACGGAAGCAUGGUAUUAAGCCAUUCAUGUGUAGAAAAUGUGGAAAGGCAUUUGCUGUAAGGGGAGACUGGAGGACUCAUGAGAAGAAUUGUGGAAAGCUCUGGUAUUGCAUUUGUGGGUCUGAUUUCAAGCACAAGAGAUCGCUUAAAGACCACAUAAAGGCUUUUGGAAAUGGCCAUGCUGCUUAUGGCAUUGAUGGCUUUGAAGAAGAAGAUGAAUCAGCAUCUGAAGUAGAGCAAGAAAACGAGUCCACGCUGUGAAAUGGGUAUUAUAUGUAUACAUGCAUCAAUUUACUUGGAGAGUCAGCUUUUUCUCUUCUUGAAUCUUUUUUUGUUUUUUUUUGUUUCUGAAUUCUGGGUAAUCUGGACUAAGAGUUGUAUGAUACUCAUUAAAAUCCAUUUUAGGCUAAGUUCAUGUAA
Mangifera indica (mango) is the source of this 1372-nucleotide messenger RNA. RefSeq names its product zinc finger protein WIP2. Gene Ontology annotation, cellular component: nucleus. The record is from RefSeq and is a predicted model, not a curated record. The transcript has 2 exons. Bases 134 to 1213 code for a protein of 359 amino acids. Gene Ontology annotation, biological process: anatomical structure development; regulation of gene expression. Lineage: Eukaryota; Viridiplantae; Streptophyta; Magnoliopsida; Sapindales; Anacardiaceae. Gene Ontology annotation, molecular function: DNA-binding transcription factor activity.